UUGACUUGGGUGCAGGAGAGACAGGAAGGCAGAAACGCCCUGUGAGCAGAUUCAGAGGAAGACAAGGUCCCAAAGCAAGGUCCUGAACCUGUGCAGAGAGAGGGAGAGAGAUCCAGGAGCAGAGACACCACACUUCACCAUGAUGCCUUCAGAGGUGGAGGCCAAAGGCUGAAGAGCACAAGAGGGUGAUACGUACGCUUGGAAACACUUCAGAGAGAGGCGAACAUGAAGAGGACGGGGGAAUCGGAAGUGCGGAUCGUCCUCCUUGGCAAAUCCGGAGUCGGAAAGAGCGCCACGGGGAACACCAUUCUUGGCCGGAGGGAGUUUGAGUCCCGGCUUCAGGCCAGGACCACGACCGUGGCCUCCCAGCGGCGCCAUGGGAAGUGGAAGGACCUGGCUGUUUCUGUGGUUGACACGGCGGACGUCUGCGACCCCAAAGUCCCCAGCGAAGAACUGGAGCCCAGGGUCCGGCACUCCAUCGCCCUGGCCAGGCCCGGCCCCCAUGCAAUCCUGUUCGUGACCCAGCUCGGCCAAUUCACCCCGGAAGACCAGGCCGCAGCAGAGCAGCUCCAGGAGAUGUUUGGGGCAGAGGCCGUUCGGCACGCGAUUGUCCUCUUCACCCACAAAGAGGACCUGGGAGGGAUCUCCUUGCAGGAAUACGUCAACAGGUCCCAAAACGAAGCUCUCCUGGGGCUGAUCGGGAAAUGCGGGAACCGGUUAUGCGCCUUCGACAACAACGCCCUCGAGGAAGACCAGGAGGAGCAAGUCUCAGAUUUGAUGGAAAUGGUCCUGAGUAUGAUCCGGGAGAACAGGAGGCUUCACGGCAACAAGAGGCCGUACCUGGAAUCUUCCAUGAUGGAGGAAGCCUCCGGAUCUUUCAUUGAAGAAAGGAGGAGAGCCGAGGAAAGGGAAAGAGGAGCCUUGGAGAGGUUCAGCCGCAGGACGGCAUUGGCAGUCGUCGCCUUGGGCGCGUGUCUUGCUUGCCUUUAUGGCCUCAUCUAUCUCACUUCUAACAGGGAUUGAGAAAAGAUGGAAAGCCAAUCGGCUGCCACCAUAGUAUAUUUCAAGACAAUGGUAAUUGCCCAUUGUGUGAGCAAGAAACUAGACCCACUUCCUCCAGAUAUAAAAUAGGAUGUGGCUCCAUUGGAAAAUACAACCAGACACAUGAGUCCCUAUCAGGGAAAGAGCAGGAUAAAAAUAAAGAUGGUGAUGAUGAUUA
Molecule: messenger RNA, 1219 nt
Organism: Anolis carolinensis (green anole)
Lineage: Eukaryota; Metazoa; Chordata; Lepidosauria; Squamata; Anolidae
Product: GTPase IMAP family member 2
Exons: 3
Coding region: 226-1023 (265 amino acids)
Molecular function (GO): GTP binding
Source: RefSeq, a predicted model, not a curated record